Molecule: messenger RNA, 1139 nt
Organism: Oryzias melastigma (Indian medaka)
Lineage: Eukaryota; Metazoa; Chordata; Actinopteri; Beloniformes; Adrianichthyidae
Gene: ccdc59
Product: coiled-coil domain containing 59
Exons: 4
Coding region: 31-765 (244 amino acids)
Cellular component (GO): nucleus
Source: RefSeq, a predicted model, not a curated record
UUUCUCCGUUGUGGCGAAAUCUUAGUCGAAAUGGCUCCGGUAGACCGAAAAACGACGAAUAAAAACUUUACGAAAAACAGUAAAAAUUGGAAAAAAGGUAAAGAAUCGUCAGCUGGCGUGAAAAAGAACCGGAAAUGGAUUUCACAGCACAAAGUAUUUGAAGGCAGCGUUAAAGAAGGUCAAGGAUUUGCUCUGAAAAGAAAACAGAAAGUUAAAUAUGAAUACAACAAACUAUUGAAGAAGGAGAAGAAGAGAAAUCCUGAUUCCAAAAUGCUGUACAAGGAGGAAUAUCCGGAACACCUCAAGCAUCUGUACAUGGCAGAGGAGGAGAAGCUGAAAAAAGAAGCCUGGGAAAACAGAGUCAACAGGACUAAGCAUAGAAUGCAGGGGCAGGAGACGAGGGAUGAAAACGAAGCGGAUGAAGUCGUUUCUGAACCGACAGAUUCCACACCUGUGGCCCCGGAGGAAACGGCAGACGCUGGGAAAGAAAGCCUUCCAAUGAGCAACCGCAUGAAGAAGAAACUGCAGAAGAAGACAUCCUACCAAAAGACAAAGGAGGAAUUCGAGAAAAUCAAAGAAAAGCGAAAGAAGAAAAAAGAGGAAUAUCUCAAAAACAAGCAGCAGAGAGAAGAAGCCAUCAAGCGGUACAAGCAGAAAAAGAUGGAAACAUUUCAAAUUCUGAGCAAAAAGACCAAGAAAGGACAGCCGAACCUCAACCUGCAGAUGGAUUAUUUACUUCAGAAGAUCCAAGGAAAGCAAAAAUGAUGACAAAAAAAUGAGCAAAGUGUUUAAAUUUUAAAAUAAAAGUUCUCACAAAUGCAAUAUAUAAAUAAUAUUGUUAUAAAGAAUGAAUCAUUUUGUAGCAACAACAACAAAAAAAAGUAUUUUUACACCACAAGAUGGCAUUGUUGGCUACAAUAUGCAGCUUCUGUCUAUACACACAUUUUUACUGAUAAUGCUUUUAUUUUGAAGUAAACAAAGAAAUAAAUGUUUGGUUAAAGGUCUGAACUCUUAUCUAAAAAUGAAUAAUAAAUCAGAAUUAUUUAGCAGAACCUUUUUGGAGAGAGAAUUUCUAUUCUAGAGCAGAGAUCUCCAUCAUUAUUGUGAAUUGUUAAAUAAAACAUGUUUGUGGCACAUUA